Cucumis sativus (cucumber) is the source of this 738-nucleotide messenger RNA. RefSeq names its product auxin-responsive protein SAUR68. NCBI's taxonomy places the organism in Eukaryota, Viridiplantae, Streptophyta, Magnoliopsida, Cucurbitales, Cucurbitaceae. Gene Ontology annotation, biological process: response to auxin. Bases 198 to 644 code for a protein of 148 amino acids. The transcript has a single exon. The record is from RefSeq and is a predicted model, not a curated record.
AUGGAUAUACACCAAAUUAAUUGAACCCAAUUUUUGAGAACAAAAAUUAAAAACAUCCCACCUUCAUUUCACCUUUCCCCCAACAUUCACAUGGCCAUGUACCCACUACAAAAAUCACCUUUUCAUUCAAAUGUAUAAGUAUAAAUCGACACCAAAGUUUUCUUUCAUUGCAACAUCCCAAACCAGAAAAAAGAAACAUGGUAACUCCAAGAACCCUACUUAAGCUAGCUCGUAAGUGGCAGAUGGUUGCCGUGGCCGGGAACGGGCGGCGGAGGAUCUCACUGCCAAGAACAAGAAGCUCCUCCUCUGUGGCGAACAAAGGCCAUUUUGUAGUCUACACGGUGGACCAAAAACGGUGCGUUUUGCCCAUAAGGUAUUUGGGAAACUAUGUUUUAAAGGAGUUGUUGAAGAUGUCGGAGGAGGAGUUUGGGUUGCCUGCGGAUGGACCGAUAAAGCUGCCGUGUGAGGCGGCGUUUAUGGAGUAUAUCGUGUAUUUGAUCCGACGACAUGUUGACAUUGAAGUCCAGCAAGCUCUGGUUUUGUCGGUUGUUCCAGCGGUGAAAUGCUGUUGUGAUUCUAGUUCGUUUUCGUCGGCAGCGCCGGUAGCUGAAAAUGACCGGCCGGUGAUGAUUUGUGGGUUCUGAUAUAUGAUUUUUUGUGAAGGAAUUUGAACUUUUUACUAAUCAUAAUUAUUAACUUAUUUAAUCAAACUCAUUAAAAUUCAGUGAUUUAUAUACA